Molecule: messenger RNA, 1929 nt
Organism: Bacidia gigantensis
Lineage: Eukaryota; Fungi; Ascomycota; Lecanoromycetes; Lecanorales; Ramalinaceae
Gene: SAC6
Product: Fimbrin, actin-bundling protein
Exons: 5
Coding region: 1-1929 (642 amino acids)
Biological process (GO): actin filament bundle assembly; actin filament network formation
Cellular component (GO): cytoplasm; actin filament; actin filament bundle
Molecular function (GO): actin filament binding; calcium ion binding
Source: RefSeq, a predicted model, not a curated record
AUGAAUGUUAUAAAACUACAAAGAAAGUAUCCUCAAUUCCAGCAGCAAGACAUCUUCGGCUUGCAGGAUGCAUUUCGCAAGCUAGACGUCGAUGACAAAGGAUACAUUGAUGAGGCUACGGUCAUAAAGGCUACACAAAGCUCGGAACGACAGCCAUACGAUGUCGUCCGGCAGGCACUUAAAGAGGUGGAAUUAGACAGCUCAAGAAGGGUUGAAUUAGAUGAUUAUGUCGACCUCAUCUCCAAAGUCCGCCAACCCUCCUCCGCGCAACAGCCUCAAGCCGGCCUUGCACCUUCAAAAGUUGGCCCCCCAACAGUACCAGGGCACAAGCCAACAGGUAGUCUGUCGGGCAAAAUUCAGAUGCAAGGCAAAUCAUCCAAUACAACGCACACCAUAAAUGAAGAUGAGCGAACAGAAUUUACAAGACACAUCAAUGCCGUUCUGGCGGGCGAUCCAGACAUUGGCCACAAGCUCCCAUUCCCCACCGAUACCUUCCAGAUGUUUGACGAGUGCAAAGAUGGCUUGGUACUUGCAAAACUCAUCAACGACAGCGUACCUGACACUAUCGACGAGCGAGUGCUCAAUCGGCCAGGAAAGAAGAUCAAAACGUUGAAUGCCUUUCAUAUGACUGAAAAUAACAACAUCGUCAUCAAUUCAGCGAAGGGUAUCGGAUGCUCGGUGGUCAAUAUAGGUAGCGGUGACAUUAUGGAAGUCCGGGAACAUCUCAUACUUGGCUUGAUAUGGCAGGUCAUUCGACGAGGAUUGCUGGGCAAGAUUGACAUCAAAUUACAUCCGGAGCUCUAUCGGCUUCUGGAAGAUGAUGAAACACUGGAGCAAUUCUUGAGGUUGCCUCCAGAGCAAAUUUUACUGCGAUGGUUCAACUAUCAUCUCAAGAAUGCCAAAUGGGACAAGAGAGUAUCGAACUUUUCGGGUGACGUGAAAGAAGGCGAUAAUUAUACGGUACUCCUCAAUCAGCUCGCCCCAGAAACUUGCUCCCGACAACCUCUGCAGACACACGACCUCCUCAAUCGAGCAGAGCAAGUACUUCAGAACGCUGAGAAGCUGGACUGCCGCAAAUUCCUUACUCCCACAUCUCUCGUCGCCGGAAAUCCUAAGCUCAACCUCGCUUUCGUUGCCAACCUCUUUAACACCCACCCUGGCCUAGACCCGAUCACGGAAGAGGAGAAGGCACAAGUUGAUGAUUUCGACGCUGAAGGGGAACGCGAAGCACGCGUCUUCACUCUAUGGCUGAAUAGUCUUGACGUCCAACCAAACGUACAAAGCUUUUACGAUGACCUGCGUGACGGGUGGGUUCUGCUUCAAGCCUACGAUAAAGUAGUCAAGGGUUCGGUCAAUUGGAAACACGUGAAUAAGCCUCCGCCAUCUGGAGGGCAAAUUAUGCGGUUCAAAGCAAUGGAGAACACCAACUACGCGAUCGAGCUGGGCAAGCAGAUGAGAUUCUCGCUUGUAGGUGUUCAGGGGGCCGACAUCACGGAUGGCCAGCGGACGCUCACACUUGGCCUCGUCUGGCAGCUCAUGCGACGAGACAUCAGCGAAACACUUUCAGCGCUCGCCCAUCGUCUCGGCAAAAGCGAAAUAUCAGACAACGAGAUGAUUAAAUGGGCAAACGACAAGGCACGAGCCGGUGGAAAGAGCUCCAGCAUUCGUAGCUUCAAGGAUCAAGCGAUUGGAAGCGGCGUAUUUUUGCUAGAUGUUCUCAAUGGCAUGAAGAGCAGCUAUGUUGACUACGACUUGGUCACGUCUGGACGCUCCGAGGAAGAGUCAUACAUGAAUGCGAAACUGGCCAUUUCGAUUGCGAGGAAGAUGGGAGCGACGAUUUGGCUUGUUCCGGAGGAUAUUUGUCAGGUCAGGACGAGACUGGUUGUGACAUUCAUUGGUUCUUUGAUGGCAACAGCUGAGAAGAUGUGA